Molecule: messenger RNA, 1450 nt
Organism: Zea mays
Lineage: Eukaryota; Viridiplantae; Streptophyta; Magnoliopsida; Poales; Poaceae
Product: chaperone protein dnaJ 13
Exons: 10
Coding region: 197-1423 (408 amino acids)
Source: RefSeq, a predicted model, not a curated record
AAAGGCAAGCAUCGGCAAGGCUUUGCUGGCUUGCUGCAGAAGUUGAAGAACAUCAUUACAAACGAGCUCCCUACAAAGUAUACAGACUAAAAAAAAUAGAAAAGGAAUUCCGCAUAAACCCCUCCCAGCCAAAAAAAACCACCCCCGCCGCGGCCGCCGAGCGAGCGGUAAGCAGCCGCCGCACCACGAGAGCGGGAUGGCGUCGGCUCCGGAGCCGGAGAACGGGAGGGAACUCUACGCGCUGCUCCACCUCUCGCCGGACGCCUCCAGCGAGGAAGUCCGCAGGGCGUACCGCCAGUUUGCGCAAAUCUACCACCCCGAUAAAUACCAGGACCCGCAGAUGAAGGAUGUAGCAACUGAAAACUUCCAACGAAUAUGUGAAGCUUAUGAGAUACUAUCAGAUGAUAACAAAAGACAGGUGUAUGACAUCUAUGGUAUGGAAGGUUUAAAUUCUGGCCUGGAACUUGGUCCCAAGCUAACUAAACCAGAAGAAAUCAAGGAACAGUUAGAACGACUGCGGCGGCGCAAGGAGGAAGAAAAACUUUUCAAGCAUGCUCUACCCAAUGGCUCAAUCAUUGCUAAUUUCUCAGUGCCACAAUAUUUAAAUGACGGGAGCAUCAUGAGAGGAAUGGCGAUGCUUAGUCAAGUUGAGUUGCCAGUGUCCAAGCAAAAUACUGUCGUUGUUGGUGGGAAUUUGAUUGUAAAUGGCUCAGCUGGAUCUGGAGCAGCAACCACUGUGCUGCGACACCAGUUGUCUCCUGUUUCCUCUAUUGAGUUUAUGGCCACAGCUGGACUACGUUCUGUUAUUGGUGGGCAGAUGUUUCGUCAAAUUUCACCACAUUCUACAGCAACUUCUGGACUUGCUGUUUCUUUGAGAGAUGGGUCUAUCAACUUGUCAAAUGCCUGGACUCGCCAAUUGUCUGACAAUACUGUUGGAAAUAUACAGCUAGUCCUUGGCGAUGAAUCAAGUAUUUCUGUUGGAUGGCAAAAGAAGGAUGAAAAACGUACUGCAACUGGAGAAGUAAAGUUUGGAACUAAUUUUUUUGGUGCAUCUGCUCAUUAUACACAUCGCUUCUCCUCCAAAUCUCAUGCACGCAUCGCUGGUAGAGUUGGAAGCACAAUCCUUGAUUUUGAAAUUGGAGGAGGGAGGCGAAUAUCAGAAUUUAGUACUGUAAGGAUGAUGUAUAACAUAGGAAUUCAGGGCGUAUCUUGGAAGUUUGAGUUACAUCGUGCUGGUCAAAAGUUAAUCAUCCCAGUCUUGCUUUCAACUGAUUUAAAUCCAUUAUUUGUUACCAGUGCAUUUGCUAUUCCUUCAACACUGUAUUUUCUACUUCAGACAUAUGUUGUAAAGCCUUACUACCUUAAGCGAGAAAAGCAGAAAACACUAGAAAAGAUGGAAGGCUUAUCUACACAGGUAUCAUGAGGUUAUUGUGUGUAUUCACAUUUGUGA